This is a messenger RNA of Malaya genurostris, 3253 nucleotides long. RefSeq lists its product as uncharacterized. The transcript is spliced from 3 exons. Lineage: Eukaryota; Metazoa; Arthropoda; Insecta; Diptera; Culicidae. Bases 71 to 3181 code for a protein of 1036 amino acids. Gene Ontology annotation, cellular component: nucleus. Gene Ontology annotation, molecular function: zinc ion binding. The record is from RefSeq and is a predicted model, not a curated record.
UCCUGGUGGUACAUUUUCGCAGUUCGGAUGUGUCAAGUUUCGAUCUAAGUUAAAAGGUGUUAAGUAGAAAAUGGACCCUCCAGAAACAACUGUACCGCCACCACCGCCGCCAAUCGGUCGCGUUAGGGCUAAACAUUGUGAUGUGCGCGGCUGUGAUGCGGAUAGUUUACGCAACCCGGACCUGUUGUUCGUGGCAGUCCCGAGCCAUUCCUAUCCUGAACGCCGCUUUGUAUGGCUAACGCUGAUGCAGUCUGUGCGGGAUAAGAAGCGAAGCUAUUGCUGUUCACGUCACUUCAAGAUACCCGAUGAUUAUAGAGAUUUCAAUGAGUUCAUAUCGGCCCCUCCCGGGUACAAGCGCCAGUUGUUAGUGAACAAGGGCGUCGUGCCUCACCUCAAUAUGCCUCCGCUUGUCUUGUCUGGGCUGCCACCACUGACGAAUCGAUGGCCGUUGACACUGCCUGACAGUAUGCGAGAAAAUUAUAAUCGCGGUAAACAGAGCGAUAACUCACAACAGCAAUCGGUGAGUGGUUUUUCUCCACCGGGGAUGUCCGGAAUUCCGAUGUCAUCGGUGACAGCCCCGAACAUGCAUGGGAAUGCCGGAUCCCAGCGGAUGGUUUCGUACAGGCCGAACAUGUCGAUGGCCAAAUUCUGCAAAGCUGUACAGACGGAAGCGAAUCCGGUGAGUGGCCCCCGUAUGAUGCAACCAAGUCUGCAGUAUUGUCGGUUAUGCUUCAAACGGCAGAAUCUUGAACCGAUCUUCACCGGAGAUCAGACGCUGAUCGAACCGGAUUUGAUUGAUAAGAUUUACGGAUGCACGGAAGUGAUGAUCACCGUCGAGAAUGACUUCCCAUCUUCGAUAUGCACCGAUUGUUACGGAAGCGUACAGGACUUUAAUAAGUUUCGCAAAUUGGUUCAGCAAAAUAAUGAAUCCCUACGUUUGGUGAAUGCGGCUGUCGUCAACUCCGGUUCAUCGAUGUCCAUGGUACGUUCUAAUUCCAACGAAGGGAUUAGACAUUCCACUGUAAGACCUCUAUCCAUGGUGACUCCAGUGCGCUCCAUACCGACGAUUAUGAGACACUCCAUGAGCAAGAUAACGCCUUAUCGUCCACCACCGAGUGUCCCUGUGGCUAGUAUUCCGAGACCAUUCAUUCAACGAAGAACUGUUUCUGAGGAUGACGAUUUGCUUGAAGUUGGACGUGUCGAAGAUGUUCGGACGUAUCAACGGCGGAAAAUGGAAAAGCAAAUGUCACGAGGUCCCCGCGAGACUCAACCUAGAUUUUCCUUUCCACCUCCGGGAAAGUCAGUCGAUUUGGACCCGUUGGGUGCCGGUGGUUUUAGUACAUCGCAAAUAAAAUCUGUCGAUACCGAAAAUUCACUUGCAAAAGGUGUUCAGGCACAAGAUCGCGUUGUUCCGGUAACUUUAAUCCGUAUUAUGCCAGAGGUGGACAAUGCUGUAGAGUCGAACACGCCACAGCAAACUGAUGACCAACUGAAGCAGGAAGAUCUUGGAGUCGAAACAUCUCCCAAAAGAAAUUUCCUGCAACCAAAACCGAUUGAAGCUCUUACCGGAAGCACCGAGAACAAACUGGACUCACCGAAUGUACUGCAAGCGGUCAAGCUAAUACCGGCUUCUGCGGCGAAGUCCUUUACGAAAGUUAGACCAGCUGGAGCUUUUUUGAGACCUGCUUCAUCAAAGGGUCUUAAUAUGCAGCGAAUGUUGAAGAUUAUUAGACAUGGCGAUAAGAAAUCACACCUCGGUUCGCAAGUAAGCUCUAAGAUAGCGCGGGCAGUGAAGUUCCCGGGCACAUUGACGACGCUGUUUUCAAAACCGAAGAAGUUACCAAAACCAACGACGCAAACCGCUGAGGAACAACCGAAAAUUGUUAAUCCCCCUAAAGUGUCAAAACCUGUAGCUAUACCGCAGGUUCCUGACGUUGUGAAGGAUAUAAACGAAACUGAAAUGCCAGAGAAAUUGCCCGCCGAGCAAGCGCAGCUCAAACAACAAAUCAACAAAUCAGAUCAACCAAAAGAGACGGCCAGAGAAAAGCUUGAAGUUAAUAAUUCUCCCACAAUUUUCAAAUCUAUCAGAACACCCACUCCCACUCCCAAGAUUCUGAAGGAAGGUCAAAUAUCGGAUAUGUCACCCGGCACGCAACUACAAACCAAACUGCAGAUGAACAAAUCUGAUAGGUCUAAACAAAAAGAAAAUGACAUCCCCGUGAAGCCAAAGGAAACUUCUCGGCCAAAACCAAACGCAGAAAUAGCGCAGCGACCCAAACCUCCGGCAUCGAAAUCAGAGCGACCGCAGCAGAAAGAGAACGAUGCUCCUGAAAGUUCGAAACAACCUCCGACGGAAGCGUCCAGCAAUGUACCUCCGGUGUCGCCACGAUCAACUCGCGAACGAAAAAUCCCUCUUAAAUUCCAGAACACCGUUGGGUUUCCGAUGCCUAAGAUGCUUGAUAUCAAGCAGGAACCGGAGGAAACAGUUGUGGAACCGCCGGAGCUGGCGACAGAGAGUCCGAAAACGCGAUCUGCAGCCGUUAAGAAACCAACUAGUUCGAAACAAUCACAAGUGGAACAGGGAAAAACGAAAUCUGACCAAGAAACUCCGGCUGUUCGAAGUCGGCCUGUUACGCGAAGGUCCGAUCCAACGGUAGCGGUAAGCAAACCGGUCGCAACGAAAUCUUCGGCGGAUAGCAAACCGAAACAAACGGCCAAACCGGACUCUGUUACUGCUAAAGUUCCGGCAGUACCUAAACCGCAAACGGUGCCAAGGGUAACCGAAGCAUUACGCCUUCGAGCGUUAAAACGGAAAUCACUUCCCGAGGUAAAAACAGCGAGUACUCUACCACCGAAGAAAUCACCCAAACUGAACGACCCGAAACAAGGCAGAUUGACACCGGCGACGAAAGCCAAGCAAACACAGCAACAGCAACAGAGAGCAAACGGAUCUCGGAAGAGUGCUCCGGCAAAGGUUCCCAUUGUCAAAGAGGCAGCGACGGAAACGAAGAGCCCCUCGUCGAAAAGUAUUCAAUCAUCGCAGGACUGGAAGUGUCCUUUCUGCUCCGACAAGGUGUUCGACCAAAAGAAGGGUCUGGUUCGACACCUGCGCAAACGGCAUGGCAUGGACUAUGCCCUUGUGCGGCAGCGUUUGGCCAUCUACGGGGGAAACUGGCGAUAGACGAGAUCUCUGUUUAUUUUUUUUUUAUUUGUUGAGUUAAUUCGAAUAAAGUAUGUAAAUAAUCUGCUUCUA